Messenger RNA from Dendrobium catenatum, 1908 nucleotides. Its product is annotated as pentatricopeptide repeat-containing protein At5g16640, mitochondrial-like. The transcript has a single exon. The coding region runs from base 1 to 1908 and encodes 635 amino acids. Gene Ontology annotation, molecular function: protein binding. The record is from RefSeq and is a predicted model, not a curated record. Lineage: Eukaryota; Viridiplantae; Streptophyta; Magnoliopsida; Asparagales; Orchidaceae.
AUGCCUCAAGCUUACUUAACCUUAUCCUUCGCCAACCCUCCCUUCUUCGUCCUGCACCACAGGUCUCAUCGUCAUUCCCCCUUCUUCACCCUCUCUUCAAAACAGAGGAGCUCGCUUUUCUCCGAACACCACAAAGGUAACAUUUUUCUUCUUCAAGUCUUUUCUUUCUUCCAUGGAGAACCUCGAGCAAACUCGCGCAAAGUUAUAGCCUUUAACAGGGACAGCGAACUACCCGCGAAGCAAGAAGUCGAAUUGGUUGAUGGGGUUGACAAAAAUGCUCGCUUUUCUCAAUUCGAAGAGUCCCGUAAUUCUAGGGUUUUCGAGGAAGCGGAUGAAAACGAUGAAUUUUCCGCGAAAACCCGAGAAUUUGAAAUCAAAGAAAAUGUCGCUUUAUUGGAUUUUGAAGAACUCGGAGUUGCUUAUAAAGAAGAUACCUGCUCACUGGACGAGAAUAAAAAUUUUGAAUUAGACGUUUCCAAUGCCGUUGAGAAAUUUGAGGGAAUUCAACAAAACGAGAAAGAUUUGGGGAAUUUAUAUGCAAAAGAUGGGUUUUUUAUGGGUUUGGGAAGGAAAGGAAAUAGAUUUAAUGUAGUUGAUCUUGUCAAGAAGAUCAUAAGUUUGCCAGAUGAGGAAAGCGCCAAAGUUCUUGAUCUUUUUGACUUUGAUGAUAAACAAUUCUCUGUUUCUGACUACAAUGACAUUCUCAUGGCUUUAGUAAAAGCCGGUGAAUACGAAUCCGCUGAAGCUUUGUUCUCCGAAUUUUCAUCUCAGGGAUUGUCUCCAGAUUCUCGGUCACUAUCAACAAUGAUACAGUGUUUUCUUAAGAAGAACAAUCCGGAAAAAGCAAUGGAGGUUUUGGAUGUAAUGUUGCAGAAGGGAAUGCACCCAAAUAGUUACACAUUCACUGGUUUAAUUAGCUGUCUUUGCAAGAAAGGAAGAUUGAAGAAGGCUUAUGAGGUUUUUGACAUCAUGGGUAGGGUUGGAUGUGAACCCACACUCAGGAACUACAACUCUUUGAUCUAUGGACUAUGCUAUGUAGGUAAGGUUGAGGAAGCUUUGCAGUUACUGAACAAGUUGAAGAAGUUUAAAGAAGGUCCUGAUAUCUAUUCUUUCACCUUUGUCAUGGAUGGGUUCUGUAAGGUUUGGAGAACUGAUGAUGCCAAGGAACUACUUGAGGAAGCUCUGAAAUUGGGUCUAACUUCAACUAAUGCCACUCACAAUUGCCUUAUCAAUGGAUAUUGUAAAGAGGGCAGGCCUUUGAAAUCCUUUCAUCUUUUGAAAGAAAUGGAAGGGUAUAAUUUCAUGCUGGAUAUUACUAGUUAUAAUUCAUUGUUCUUGGGGCUUUUAAAAUGCGGCGAGAUUCAUGCAGCUUUAUGGACUUUUAGGAAAAUGAGGGAGGCUGGUUUUCAGCCAGAUGAUCAUGCCAUGAACAGGCUUAUAAGAGAUCUUUGUAAUGGUGAAGAAUUGAAAGAAGCUAAAGAACUUUUUGAAGAGAUUAAAGAUAAGGAUUUUGGGCUAUCAACUUAUACUUAUUGCUUGCUGGUUCAGGCGCUUGCUGAAGGGGGAGAGAUUGAUACAGCAAUAAGUUAUUUGAAGAAAAUGAUUGAAGAUGGGCAUUCUCCAAGGGUAAUGACUUACAAUGUAGUCCUUUGUAUUUUAUGUGGUGAUGGUAGGGUAGAUGAUGCAUUAGGUGUUCUAAGCCUUAUGAUUAAUAGAGAAACCAUGCCUAGUAAGUUUUCACUUAGCAUCUUGAUUGAUGAGUUUAACAGACAAGGGAGAUUGUUAGAGGCUGCUGGAGUAUAUUCUGUGGCUAUUAAACAAGGACUUGCCUCCAAUCAUAAGCCUAGAAGAGACUGGAUAUAUAAGAAAAUAGUUUCUUAUUCCUUACAAUUAGGGACAGUAGAAUAG